CUGUCGCUGUGCCAAUGCGCAGUCUACGUCGUGGGAUAGGUCUUCCAAAAUCGAGGCUGCGCUCAACGCGAUCAUGCGAUUGAGUGACGAACGCGUCAUGCCUGCCCUUUCCCUCUGCUGUUGUGUGCGAUCGGUGACUCUGUGUUCCGCAAUCCCCUUCGCCUUCACCGUACCGCCCUCGAUAGCUCUGCUGUCGGCAAUCAAACUUCGAAUGAAUGGCUGUCAGUAGGAGCGAGGAGAAGCGGGGAGACAAGGAGCGGUGCCCCGUCCAGUAAAAACGCUCUGCAUCGACUAACAGGCGCCGUGGAAGACACACCAUGGCCCAGACCCUUCAGAUGGCAAUCCCAAAUUUCGGCAACAACAUCCUUGAGUGUCUGAAUGAGCAGAGGCUGCAGGGUCUCUACUGCGAUGUCUCCGUGGUCGUCAAGGGCCACAACUUUAAGGCCCAUCGCGCUGUGCUGGCAGCCAGCAGCUCUUAUUUCCGGGACCUUUUCAGCAGCAGCAGCAGCAGUUGCGGCGGAGGCGGUGGUGGCGGUGGUGGUGGUGGCGGCGGCAGUGAUGGUGGAGAUAACGAGGGUGUCCAGAGCCCCCUGGUGGUGGAGUUGCCCCCUGCGGUGCAGCCCCAGAGUUUCCAGCAGAUCCUGGCCUUCUGCUACACGGGCCGCCUCAGCAUGACCGUGGGGGACCAGUUCUUGCUCAUGUACACGGCGGGCUUCCUCCAGAUCCAGCAGAUCAUGGAAAAGGGCACAGAGUUCUUCCUUAAGGUGUCGUCCCCCAGCUGUGACUCCCAGGGCCUCCAUCCGGAGGAGGCCCCGUCCUCGGAGCCCCAGAGCCCCGUCACGCAGACGAGCCGCCCCGCCCCCUGCGUCACGCCCCUUUCCCGGGUGAAGACGGAGCAGGCGUCGGGCCAGCCGGAGGCGUCGGCCCACUCGGUGGUGUGCUCGCCGGUGGCCAAGCGGCUGUGGGAGGGGGGCAGCAGCCGAGACGGGGGCUCGGGGGGCGGCGGCGGCGGCGGGGGCUCGAGGAAGGCCGCUCGCUUCUCGCAGCAGGAGGCCAUGCGGGGCAGCGCCAUUCAGAGCCCCCCCGCCGGUCUGGGCGUCGCCAUGGGAAUGGGCCCCUCUGUGGGAGGCGCGCUGGCUUCCAUGGUGACGGGCGGUGGGAUGGGCAACAACGGCAACGGUGGCGUCGGGCCAAAUGGGAGCUGCGUGGCGGUGGGGGCGGGGCUUGGCCUGACGGACGGCGCCAGCCCCGGCACGGUGAGCGCCUACGCCAGCGACUCCCCCGUCAGCUACCACGAGGAGGAGGAGGAGGAGGAGGGGGCCGACGAAAGCGCCGAAGAGCAGUACAGGCAGAUCUGCAACAUGUACACCAUGUACAGUAUGCUGAACGUGGGCGUUGCAGCUGCAGGCGAGCGGGUGGAGGCCCUUCCGGACCACACGGAGACACGAGGGCGGAUGCGGGGCCGAGACCUCACCUGUCUGCCCACCGAACUCAUCGCUCAGAUAGGGAACCGCUGCCACCCCAAGCUGUAUGAGGAGGGCGACCCAGCUGAGAAGCUGGAGCUAGUCUCAGGCACCUCUGUGUUCAUAUCGCGGGCCCAGCUGAUGAACUGUCACGUGAGCGCGGGGACCCGACACAAGGUGCUUCUCCGGAGGCUGCUUGCCGCCUUCUUCGACAGGAACACGCUGGCCAACAGCUGUGGAACUGGCAUCCGUUCAUCCACCAAUGACCCAAGCCGCAAACCGCUGGACAACAGAGUCCUGCAUGCAGUUAAGUAUUACUGCCAGAACUUCGCCACCAGCUUCAAGGAGAGCGAGAUGAACGCCAUUGCGGCGGACAUGUGCACCAACGCCCGCCGCGUGGUGAGGAAAAGCUGGAUCCCCAAGCUCAAGCUGCUGAUGGCCGAGAGCGACGCCUACUCUGCCUUCCUCGCCGACGGUGUCAAGAUGGAGGACGACCACCUGGGCGGCGACCCCGCCUUUGACCCCGCCGUACCACUGGAGGUUGGCGGCGGCGGAGGAGGGGGGGUGGAGUCAGGGGGCUCCCCUGGGGAGUCGUCGUUACAGAGCUUGGGCGGGGAAGGUGGGGGUGCGCUGUUCUGAGUGUUUUUGCCUCCGUAGUUUCCCGUGGACGCUUGACAACAUCAAGCAAUAUUCCACCAUAUUUUGCUAGCUCUUUCCUCUUACUGGCCCCUCCCUUACCCACUGCUCCUCCAUGGCCUCCGCAACUGGGCUUUUCCCGCCAAAAACUGACUGUGCUAACAUCGCUGCAUCUGGGGACAAGAACAGGCGGUCUUGUUCUCCAAAUGCCACAGGAAGAUAAUACAAAAUUCUGAUCCCGCUGAUCCCAAACAUGCAGUCCGUCGAGGGGCAAAGGAGAUUGGGAGCCUAGGCCACUCGCCUCUUCCUCCGAUGGACGCCGACGUCACCCCGCGUCUCGAUCAUCUGUACACUCCUGCAUAUAAAUAAAUAGCAUUCCUUUGAUGGAUGAGCGUGUGCUCGCGUGUACCUCUGUCCUGCGGUUGGACAUGGUUGGAGGGAUAAUAGAUAGAACUAACAGUGGGUAAAAAGAGUAUUAACUUGCUUGUGGUUUUCCCCUAGUUUCUUUUAUCCUUUCUAAUUUUAUAACAAAAAAAAAAAACAACGCCAAAUAUUCUUCCUGAUCGCUAUUACUUUUCAAAUCUUACCCGAAGAAAUCAAUCAAUGAAUGUUUGACGUGUUGCACAUUUAAAGUUGGCCAUGUUUGAAGCAAUGAAACGAUAUGAGGGGUGAAGAGUGUGCUUGUGUAUGUGCGUGAGUAAAAGACAAAAAUGAGGCAGUGUAAUUGUAGACCCCUUCCAAGAAGAUUUUUGGUUUAGUCCUAUUUUAAGGAGAUACAAUCUAUUUAUUUAGUGCAAAGCCAUACACUGUGUGUGUGUGCGCCGAAAGAGAGGGGAUUGUUUAAAAUCUCAACUGAUGCAUUUUAAUCAUGUGUUAAAUUUUCGGUUUUAAAAGUGGUGUCGUUGAAAAGCAAAGAUAUAUUUUCAUUAACAAUGUGGCAUAAUUGUUAGAGAGGGAGAGAGAGAGAGAGAGAGAGUUUUGACUGUUAUCUUUCACCUACAAUUAAAUUACUGUAUUAUUUUGUUAAGUUAGCUAAAGCAUUUGACACCAAUAGUUUCUUAAAUAUAUACAUAUAAAAAAUGUCAGUAUUAGGCUGGUUGGCUGACUUUGCCAUCCCCAAAGUUGUAAUCAAUUAUUGAUUAAAGGAAACUAUACAACUCCCAAUUAUACAAUACUUUCUUUGGAAAAAGUAUUGUGCUUUGUAAUUUAAAUUGCAACACAAAUGCUAGAAGAAUAGAGUGAAGUCAAGAAGUUAUGCGAUCAUUCCCCCCACCACCACUCAAUAUAAGGAAAAUGGAAAAAUGUGGUUGUUUUGUGUGUGUGUGUGUGUGUGUGUGUGUGUGUGUGUGUGUGUGUGUGUGUGUGUGUGUGUGUGUGUGUGUGUGUGUGUGUGUGUGUGUGUGUGUGUGUGUGUGUGUGUGUGUGUGUGUGUGUGUGUGUGUGUGUCUGCAUCACCAUGAUGUAACGCCUUGUCCUUAAAGGGCUGGGGUUUUGGAUGUUGUGUUUGUGUGUGUAUGUGUGUGUGUUGUGUGUCUGCUUAACACCUUGUCCUCAAAGAGGUGGGGGUUUUCGUAUCCCGUUGAAGCUUGCUGCCGAGCUCGACUGGACAGUGCACUUUUACUUUAUUUUGUAUAGUUAGAGAGGAGGAGAACCUGCACCUUAGUUAGAUGAACAGGCACACCAUUUACUGACGAGGCUGGGGAAGCUGUGUGGAGAGAGACACGUUUUAUUUUAUUUUAUUUUUUAUUAUUCUGCCUGCUGUUUUGUGUGUGUGUGUGUGUGUGUUAGAGUGCAUGUUUUUGUUGAGUUCUAACCUAGCUCUGUAAGACACUCGGCACAAACUUCCAAUGCAAUAAAUGCAGAGGGCCACAACGUGCGUGUGAUAGUUAUUCGUGUGCCGCAUAUCCUCUUUUGUAAUAUUGAUUUUAUUAUUUGAAGGGUUAUGACGAAACAUCAAGUUAGCAAUGUGUAAUAUUGUGUGAAACUUUGUCUGUGGGAAAUUGAUGAUAUAUGUUGUGUACUGUAGCACACCAGGGUAAUGAAAAGGUCCAGGUCCCGUUCAGAAUUAUUUUGGCAGGUUAUUAAAAUUAAUAAUAAAAAAAGACUUACUUGGUUGAGACAUUAUCAGUGUUGAGCGGACUGAGAUGCAUUUUUUUUUUAACAUUUGUUUGUCAUCAUUUUACUAUUAUUUUUUUCUAUUUACUUAGUAAUAUGUACAAAUAUUUCCUCUGCUAAUGGCCUAUAAAGAUGAGAGAAGAAAACUGACGUUGUGGUGUAAUAGAAAAGUUAACUUGAUUCAACACAAAAUAGAAAACGUAAGUAAUAUUUUACUUUAUUUGAAGUAAGUGAAAAAGUAGUACUACUUUGCCUCUUACUCACAAGAUAGUUGAUAUUUAGUCGACGAUGUUGCACUUAAAAGCAACUGCCAUGAUACAAUUAAGAGCUUUUACGAUUGGUUGCCUGUAAAUUACUUUAUGUGAAUUGUUGACAUUGUUUCAGUUUAUGUAUUUUAUUUUUCUAUGCAUUUUAUUUUCAACAUCUAAAGGGCCCACCUCUGUAAGAGGUCAACCCAUGCACAGCAUGUACAAAUGGUGCCAACUAGGAUGAUUCAACAAGAAGCCCCAUGUCACUACCACAUAUUACAACAUACAUUCUACUACUUGGUUUAAAACCUUUCAUGAAAACUUGACCCAUUAAAACCCAUCCUGUGCCCUGUGAUGUAUGCAGUGUUUCACAAUCCUUUGGAAAAUAUCUUUACUGAUGGCCAAGGUGAAUUCAGAAGGCUGAUCUUUAACUUAAGUCCAUAAUCAUGUCCAACAAGACCAGACCUGGUUAGAUGUAAUCUUGCUAAUUUGUAAACGCAUUUGCUUUUGGGGUGAAACAAGAGGUGGCCUAAACACUAACCAAAUUGUAGUUUGUGCACACAUUCCUCUCUGUGUGUUAAGAGAAAACAACCUACAUUAAAUAAAAUGUAUGGCAUGGCAUGGGGAAACUUUUUCACUAUAUGGUACAUAUAUAAAUAUCAUAUAUACAUGUAUAGGUAAAUACUGUAUAUUGUAUAUAAAGUCCACAUGGAGAUCAGAAUGUUUGUUGUGAUAUCACAGCAUGAGGUAUAUAUAUUUACCAAGAUACUGCCUUUACAUUAAUGGCUGUCUUCGCCCCUGCUCAUUGGUCUCUGUAACCCUGUAGCUCCUGUGCAACUCCCAUAAUGCACAUUCUCUUUCUGUGUUCCAAGUGCCAAUAUCUUUGUGAAACCCCUGUAACUGUGACACAAACUUAACGUAAUUGCACAUUAACUAAUGUUAAAUAAACAAAUGAAAGUCAUAGACUAACUUUAAACACAAAUAAAUGAAAUGAAAACAUGUUAAUAAAAAAAAGGUUUGUAACAAUUUC
This is a messenger RNA of Gadus macrocephalus (Pacific cod), 5492 nucleotides long. Its product is annotated as nucleus accumbens-associated protein 1-like. The coding region runs from base 318 to 2102 and encodes 594 amino acids. The record is from RefSeq and is a predicted model, not a curated record. Gene Ontology annotation, biological process: regulation of transcription by RNA polymerase II. The transcript has 8 exons. Gene Ontology annotation, molecular function: protein binding; RNA polymerase II cis-regulatory region sequence-specific DNA binding; DNA-binding transcription factor activity, RNA polymerase II-specific. NCBI's taxonomy places the organism in Eukaryota, Metazoa, Chordata, Actinopteri, Gadiformes, Gadidae.